CUCCAUACCUGCGCCCAGGUGCGGUCGCUUUGCAUCUCUCGGUCGCUCCGCUCCCCGGAUGCAGCGGGCCCAGGCGGCGUCCGGAGGAGACCCACCCGGGGCCGAGUUCCCAAUGGAGCCCUUGGGGAGCCAGGUCGCGGGGCUAGAGCAGCCGCAGGUGCCCGUAGAGGAGCGACGGCUCGAGAGUCCCGAGAGCAGCCCGAGUCUGGCCCGCGCCGUAAAGGAAGCGGCGGGCGCAGGCCAGGACCUCUCCGGCGGGAAGAAGCUGCCCCCGCCUCGCCCGGCGCUCCUGCGGCUCCCGGCCCCCAGCCUGGGCUACGGCGCCUUCCGCCGCCAGGCCUCCGCCGGCUCCGAGCCGCCGUCGCCCGGCCCCACCGCGGCCGAGCAGCCCCGGGCCGGCGAGGCGCCGGGGGCCGAGCUGGCGCCCGGGGAGCCGCCGCAGGGCACCUGGGCCCCGGUGGAACUGCAGGUGGACGUGCGCGUCAAGUCCGUGGGCGUGGCGGGUGGCAGUCGCGCGCCCUCGCCGGCGCCGUCCCCGCGCUUCCUCACCGUGCCGGUGCCCGAGUCCCCGGCCUUCUCCCGCCACGCCUUUCCCGCCCUCCCGCUCCUGCAGCGGACCCCCGCCCGGCCGGAGCGCGGCCUCGACGCCGAGGGCCGGGCGAGCCCCGCCGACGGGCGCUCGGAGCCCCCGGGCUCCCCCACGUGCCGCGGCCGCUGCAGGGAGCUGGGGCUGGAGAAGGAGGAGGACGCCGCGCUGCUGCACCGCGCCGAGACGGGCGGCGACGACAAGCUGCCCCGGGCCAUAAAGCUCAUAGGGCUGCCUCUGUACAUGAAGUCCCUGCGCUGGGCCCUGGCGGUCAUGGCUGUGUUUCUGGCCGUGUCCGCAGUCGCCAUCGUGGCUCUGGCUUCUAGAGCAGGGAUCAGGUGCCGGCCGUGCCCCCAGGGCUGGAUGUGGUCCGAGGAGCACUGCUACUACGUCUCUACCGAAGCUCAGGCCUGGGAGGCCAGCCAGGCGUUCUGCUCAGCUCACCAGGCUACCCUCCCGCUGCUGAGCCACACCCAGGACUUCCUGAGCAGAUACCCAGUCACCAAGUACUCCUGGGUGGCGGCCCGGCGAGGCCCCCAGGGCUGGCACUGGAUCGACGGGGCCCCACUAUCGCCCCCACUGCUCCCGGAGGAAGAGGAGGACAAGCCGGAGCUCAAGUGUGGGGGCCUGGAGGGAGGCAAGCUGGUAGCUUUGGACUGUGCCUCUCCAAGACCAUGGGUCUGCGCCAAGGGGACCAAGUGACUUGGGUUCCGCCCGUCCUGAGACUUGGGGGCAUGCAGCGCCCCCAGGGGAACCUAGGUUGCUAGCUGUCGCAGCCUCUUCCCUGGACCCAGACUUCGGGGUCUCCCUGCUCUGUGCUCAGGGGGCCCUUUCUGAGCCAACCAGGGACUGGACUUCCGGCUCAGGCAGGUCACGUCCAAGGGCGAGGAGGCUUUCUGUGGCCCUUCCAGCUUCUGAAGCGGUUCCCUUGGAAUGGUUUCUCUAGCAUUUUUGAGCCUAGGUUUCUCCCUCAUUAAAAUGGCCAUUUCCCAUCCUCUCCGUCACC
Neomonachus schauinslandi (Hawaiian monk seal) is the source of this 1592-nucleotide messenger RNA. It is a transcript of the gene KLRG2, whose product is annotated as killer cell lectin like receptor G2. Bases 59 to 1288 code for a protein of 409 amino acids. Lineage: Eukaryota; Metazoa; Chordata; Mammalia; Carnivora; Phocidae. The transcript has 5 exons. The record is from RefSeq and is a predicted model, not a curated record.